AUGUGGAGGACUGACGGCAGUAAAGCUUAUCCAUUUCGUCACAAACAUCCGAAUCACUUCCCACCCUCACCACGAGGAACAGACACCCAUCUUUCUACUUGCUUCGAAGACCAUGAAGCCAAUGAAGAGUUUCCAAUUGUCUUCAUGAUGCCUGAAUAUCAUCCUAGAGCUCAUAAUAAUUCUUCUUCGUCGUCGAGUUUUGAUAUUGUACUCACAACACCAACGCCGACGGAACGGAAGCAGCGGGAUACAAUGCUCACCUCUAUGCCUCGGCCGAACAUGCCGUCCGUCACAGGCUAUUUUGCUUCAAAGUACCUGGAUGGGGAAGAAGAUAUAUCGACGCCACCAAUUCCAAUGCGGAGAAGACCGAGUCUCAAUCUAAGACCUUUGUCAAUCCCACCUCGCGGUCCAAUACCAACAAGUCGGAGUUCUCCACAGACAAAAUAUCACUCAUCCUCAUCUUCAUCUUCAUCCUCAACUCCAACAAUAGCCACGCCUAUCCGAUCUCGACGUCGGCGAAAAGAUGCGCCACCAACUCCUUCCUCUCAGGCUCCUGAGAAGAUGACGGAUCUUCUUACGGAAGUCCUGAAUAUCAUGAACACAGUAAUGGAACAACAGCAUUCUGCUCAGGAAGAAGAUGCGAUACUUGGAGACCUGACAGAACUUGUUGUAAUUAUGCAGGAAGAAGCAGAAGCGUUGUUACAUUUGGCGGAUGUGGUGGAGGAGUAUGUGGAGGAAGUGGAUCUUGCCAAAGAAGCGGCGGAAAUCGAAGACUGGGUCGAGGAGUUGGGUCUUGAUGAGAUGCCAGAGGUCAGUGAUGGAAGUGGAAGUUCGACUGAAACUGAGCUGGAUGUCGCACCCAUCCUUGUCGAUCCAGAAAAGCAGUCGCGGAAUAAAAGCCACGCGAGGGACGACUCUUAUGACUCAGCGCUCGGUUUGGAAGAUGAGGGAACAUUAGGGCAUACGAGGAAUCCGAGCGAGAUCAUUCACCAAGCGGCAGUUGUGCAGAUAGCUCAGGUACGAAAAACGGAAAGCGAGGCGCGGAGAGGAAAUCUGGUGGAGAUUGGGAGGAGAGCAAUGGAGAGAUCAGAAGGCAUGGCUUCAGCACCACAGACACCAAGAACACCCAAAACACCACAGAUCUCGCGGACGCCCUUGUCUCCAAGAGCAUUCUAUGUGCCCUACCGCAAGCCUUCUAUUGGAUUGAUUAAGGUGGAUAAGGCUGAGUUGUGGAGUAUGGGGAAGGGAACGUCCAAAGGCAAAGGCAAAUCGAGGAAAGCCCCACCGCCGCCACUUUCGCCUUUCAGGGACUCGGGGCUGGUCAUGAGUCCGAACAGUAGUUUGAGGAGUAGACCACUGGGGAGAAAUGAUAGGGGAAUUGUGUUGAGUCCGAGAUGGAUAUAA
Molecule: messenger RNA, 1404 nt
Organism: Cadophora gregata
Lineage: Eukaryota; Fungi; Ascomycota; Leotiomycetes; Helotiales; Ploettnerulaceae
Exons: 1
Coding region: 1-1404 (467 amino acids)
Source: RefSeq, a predicted model, not a curated record